Messenger RNA from Sebastes umbrosus (honeycomb rockfish), 4721 nucleotides. RefSeq names its product microtubule-associated protein 4. The record is from RefSeq and is a predicted model, not a curated record. NCBI's taxonomy places the organism in Eukaryota, Metazoa, Chordata, Actinopteri, Perciformes, Sebastidae. Gene Ontology annotation, molecular function: microtubule binding. Gene Ontology annotation, cellular component: neuron projection. The transcript has 18 exons. Gene Ontology annotation, biological process: neuron projection development; microtubule cytoskeleton organization. The coding region runs from base 124 to 4557 and encodes 1477 amino acids.
AGGAGCUUGUUAGUCUACAGCUAGCGGAGUGCAACACUCGGGUGGGCGGAUCGUAGCGGUGUGACAGCAAAACGCUCGCAGACUCUCCCGACUAAAACUGUCAAAAAGCGGACAACUAACGCCAUGGCGGAGUUAGACUUGAGUCUGAGCGACGCGCUGACGGACAGCGUCCCCCAGCCGGGCCCAGAGAGCCUGGUGGAGAGGGACUUUGUGGCUCAGCUGGAGGCGGAGGCCUUCGACGACCAGGUCGGGGAGACGGUGGGGAAGACAGACUACGUGCCCCUGCUGGACAACGACGACACCAGGGCAGACGCGGGUGCUACGUUGGAGAAUGGAGAGCAGGAAGCUCAUGGGGUGCAAAAGCCUGGUUGUAAGCUGACGGCGGGUGGACAGACAUCAGUGCUGCGCCCGGAGCCGCAGGGAGAGGUGCGGCCACGCUCGCUCGACCAGCAGCAGGCCUCGGCUACAGACUUCUUAUCAGCCUCCAUGGCAGGGUACUCUGAUCCUCUGGGCUCUCACACCAGCCCUGCUCAAAUGAUGGAGACUGGCCGGAUGGAAGCUUUUUCAGGUUUCUCCCAGCCUGGUGGGAUGGGGGUCAACGUGGAGGUGGGGGCCGCCCCCCUCUCAGCAGAGAGGAAACCAAGUAUAGCCGAACCACAGCAUCCCACCCCCCCAGCGGGUUCAGAAGCCCCUAAAGAGCACAGCCCCAUGCUGCCUGAACCCCAGACUCCUCGCAGCCCUCUGGAUGUGUCAGCAGGUGCCUUAGGCGACUGCUGGCCGGAAGAGGCUGGCUGCCUGCCGACAGACCUCCCUUUCAGCCCCAGUGUCUCCACGGUGAUCAGUCGCCAUGCCGGCCAUCUCGCCGUCAGCCCCGACGAGCCACCCGACGGUUGGCCUAGCCGAGAGAGCACUGCCUAUGCUGGAGGCGACGAAAGGGAGGCAGAAGGCUCAGACCGAAAACAGAAGAGGAAGAAGAAGAGGAGACAGAAAGAUGAGGAGCACCUUGAGAGCAGGAGUCCUCCUGAGGUGCAAACACAGGGAGAAAACACUACCCCAACAGAGGAGUUCUACAGCAGGAUCGGGCCUAGGCGGGAUAGAGGAGAUGGUGGCUGGGAGGAUCAGCUGGGGAAGAGUGGAGGAGGCCGGGGGAAGAAGGGUAAGAGCAGGAAGAAGCUUCCCGAGGAGUGGGGAGUGGCGGCUGAACCGUUUGUCCCUUCGGCCGCAGUGAUCUCUCAAAUCAAAGAGGAGGUGAUGGUGGAUCUAGGGAGUUCUGUUCAGGCAAACACGGAGGCCUUCGACAUGGACACCAGCCGGAGCCCCUGGAAACAGGAGAUCUUCUCUGAAGAAGGCCUGAUCCCCUCCCCCCUGUCUCAGGACCUAUUCUCCCCAACAGCUGCUACCCUCAUCCCACUGGUCCUGAACAGCGAGCUGAAAGCCACAGCAGCUCCGUUCACUAUGCCCUCCACCACCACCGACAGUGCAACACCUGGCAACUUCCCCAUGGCUCCUCGUCCUGAUGAUCCAUUUGACCUCCUGAUGGAUACUGAAAAUGCAAGUUUAGGUGACAGCAGCCAGGCCUUUUCACCUGGUGGUGAUGUCGUCGACAGCGGGAUGUUUGAUAAUACCAGUUCCUUCCAAGAGUUUUGUGUGCAAGGCAUGCCCGAGGAAGACACCUCUGCUUUCAGCCCGGCCUCCCAGCCGAGCCCGGGCGUUCCCCCAAAAGGCGAGGUGUUGGCCUCGGCCCCACCUCUCUCACCUUCAGAUUCUUCAUGGCUCCUGAACGACUCCAACACAAGCGGCAAGAGCGAUUUAUUUGACUUCAGUGACGUGAGUGCAGCAGGUCGUCCUUCAAACUUAGGGCUGUCCUUCGACACUCCCAGCCCAGCCCCUCUCCGCUCCCCAAAAACCACGGCGCAGGAAUUCCAACCCAAAGAGCACAAAGAUGCCAAAUCAGCUCAGAAGCAAUCCAAGAAGUCUCGCUCUUCAUCUUCCUCCUCCUCUGUAAAGAGUCCCACAUCCCCAGGAGCAAAGAAUUUCCCUCCACAAGCAUCCCCACUCGUCAGCCCUUCUUCCCCUCCAUCUGCCACCCCAGGAUCUGGUCUUAACCCUACAGCUAAGCCCUUCUUUCCCAGCUUCGCUGAUCCCAUGGAAGAACCAGCAGUGGUCCCUCCAGUUGCCCCCAUCAUCGAAGUAAAAUCCGACAAGACGGAGAAGACAGAGAAGAAGGAGGAGAAGCUGGAGGACAACAUAAAGAAGGUGGACCUGUUCGACCCUCUGGAUAAUGCUGAGCAGAAGAGCGUGAAGGUGGAGUACGCGUUCAGUGAGACUCCAGCCAUGUUGGAGAAAGAGAUGGAGAAGGAAAAAGAGAAGGAGAAAGAGGCAGAAAAGGUGAAAGAGAACGAGAACGAGAAAGGGAUAAAAGUUAAAGAGGAGAAGGAGACAGACAAAGUGAAGGUGACGGAGAAACAGACAGAAAAGGUGGAAGAGAAAAAGGAGACAGAAAAGGAGAAAGUGAAAGUGGAUUGGAUGCAGCAGAACACAGAUGAAGAGGAUAAAAUGAAAAAGGGAGAAGAAUCACCAGAUAAACUGGUGAAGACAGACAAAGUAGGAAGCGUGACAGUAGUCGAGAGCAAAAUGGAGAAAACAGAGAAUUUGGAGAAGGUGGACAAAAAUGAAAAGGCCAAAGUGGAAGAAAAAGCAGAGAACAAAAACACUGAGAAGCUUGAGAAAACAGACAUGAAGGAUGUCAAAGAGCAGCAGGAUGACAAAGUGGAGAAGACCCCAGAGCAACAGCCGGCACCCGUCGAACUGGAGAAGGAGGACACGGAGACAAAGACGACACCAGAGGUGGAGGACGCCAAGAAAGAAAAGGCUGACACAGACAUAGCAAAUAAGACAGAGAAAGAGGCCAAGGCGGAGAAAGAGGCCGAGGCAGAUAAACUGGUGGAGAAACCGGCCGAGAAGCCAGCCGAGAAGCCGGCGCAGAAGAGCGAUAAGGAGGAGAAGCAGGACAAAGUGCCGGCCAACAAAAAGACUGUGGAGAAAAAGGAUGAAAAGAAGGACAAGGCUGCAAAAGCAGACGGAGGAGAGAAGGCCAAGAAAGCAAAACCUGCAACCAAUGGAAGCAGCGCCACACCGAGCAGAGACCUGGCUAGUGCAGACAAGAAGACCAAGCCUGCUGCCGGGGCGACCAAACCGAGCCUUGCUGCUAAAACGCGUCCGGGUACCACAGCUGCUGCUGGUGGUCCAGCUCCUAUUAGGCGCCCCCUAUCCUCCACCACCACCACCUCCAUCUCAGACAAAAAACCAACCACCGCCAAGGCACCAACCACAGCCGCCAAGGCACCAACCACAGCCGCCAAGGCACCAUCUACAGCCGCUGCUGGUCCGAAGCGGCCCUCCGUCACUUCUACCAGCCGCCUUGCGUCCUCCACCACCACCACUGCACGUGAUGUCAGACCCAAGACGACUAUAGAGAAGCGCCCCCUUGUGCCAAAGGCCAGCACCGCCACCUCAGCAGGCUCCACCGCCGCCGCCACCAGAAACGGAACCGCUACCACAACAGCAAGUAAAACCGCUACAUCAGUGCGCACAACGGCGUCUACUCGCACCACUGCUACCACUGCAGCCAGAAAGCCUCUGGCCUCCAAGACAGACAGCAAACCAGGAGAGGAGAAGAAGCCCGGCACUCUGAGGACUUCUACAGCCGACUCUACCAAGCCGAAGACCACCACCACCACCACCAGCCGCAGCACUACUUCCACCAUCGCUGCCUCUCGCACUCGAACCACAGCAGCCAAACCGGCCACACCCUCCUCCACCACUGGCACAGCACCAGAGAAGAAGCCCACGGUGCCCCGCACCGCCCGGCCCACUUCUUCAACCCUAACCUCCACCACCACCACCUCCAGGACCACGGCUCGGCCCAGCACUGCACCGGCCCCUGACAUCCGUAACGUCCGCUCUAAGAUCGGCUCUACAGACAACAUGAAGCACCAGCCCGGAGGAGGGAAGGUGUCAUCUGCCUCUCAGAGCAGGGGCGUCCUCUCCAAAGAAACGAGCCUGGGCAAAGUUCACAUAAAAACCAAAAAGCUGGACUUCAGCCACGUCGCUUCACGCUUGGGCUCCAAGGACAAUAUGAAGCAUGUUCCUGGUGGAGGGAAUGUGCAGAUACUCAACAAGAAGGUGGAUGUGAGUAAGGUGACAUCAAAGUGCGGCUCCAAGGACAACAUCAAGCACAAGCCAGGCGGUGGCUCCGUGAAGGUCGAGUCCCACAAAGUGAGUUUCAGGGAAAAGGCUCAGUCCAAAGUGGGCUCCACGGACAACGUGAGCCAUUCACCUGGUGGAGGAGACAUCAAGGCUGAGGGGGCUCAGGAGACAACAGAGGGGAAUGGGACUCCCCUUAGUGGCACCGCGGCUCCGGCCCCAGGCUCCGAGCCAGGGCAGGCAGGGAGCCCUGCUGCCCAGGAGAAUGGGCUGAAGGAGGGGGCUCCCUGUGAUAGUGAGGGCCUCCGGGAGCCCCAGGCUCUGGACACUCUCAUCCCAGAGACAAAUUGAGUGUUUCAAGCUCAACUUCCGCGAGAAUGCUCGCUCUCGCACGGACCACGGCGCCGACAUCAUCACCUGGCCGCCCCCCCAGGACGACAACAGACCCCACCCACACGGUUCCUCCCACUCUCUACACCACCACCACCACCCGACUCCUCGCAGCGUCUCCCUCG